This is a messenger RNA of Aspergillus caelatus, 1281 nucleotides long. Its product is annotated as bZIP transcription factor. Bases 74 to 1210 code for a protein of 378 amino acids. The record is from RefSeq and is a predicted model, not a curated record. The transcript has a single exon. NCBI's taxonomy places the organism in Eukaryota, Fungi, Ascomycota, Eurotiomycetes, Eurotiales, Aspergillaceae.
CGAUAAGCCGCCCCGUCUUAACCUUCGACCGGUCAACCAACCCACUCCUCCCACCUCCAGGUCACUACGGACAAUGUCAUCGGUAGAGAAAAAGCGGCUACGCGAUCGACGCGCACAGCAGAACCUUCGCAGCAAACGCUCUCAGCAUAUGGCCGUGCUCGAGAAAGAAGUUGCUCAUUGUCGGGAACACCAUGACGAUCAAGGCAUACAGCGCCUCCUGCAAGUAAUUACCGAUCUCCGGAAGCAAAACGAAGUCCUUCGAUCACGUCAGGAACACUUGAAAUGCCUCGUCAAUUCCUGGGAUGCAAGUCCUGCUGAAGUUCCGGCCAAUGCGCAUGAACCUUCCGACCAACGCUUACCAGGAUUAAUCGCAAUCCCCGGAGGGCCCAUGAACAACACUGAUCCUAGUUCGAAUCGGAUCCAAUCGAGCAGAACUAAUACCCCACGCGAUGAUUCAAGUCCAUCCUCACUUCUGAUCAGUAACUCAAGCUAUGGGCAAACCUCUUUCACACAGACACUCCCCAGAGAGCCCCCAGAGGUGGACACCAGUCUCGCCUGGGAACAACUCCCUCGGCACGACGACGACUUCUUGAACCCGCAAACCAUUUCCUGUCCUUGGUUUGAAUGCCCGGAGCGAAUAGCCCUAUGUCCCGAAUCCCCUUCCUCUCCACUAGACCUACUGUACGGCACAAAGACAAACUAUCUCGCGGACAUGAUUUACAAAGCCACACAGAGACGCCCGAUCCGUGACCCCGAACGCCUAGCCGUCGGGUGGCUAUGCUAUCAUCUGACACGAUGGAUCGUAUCGCCCAGUCCGGCCACCUACGCAAACAUCCCACCCUUUCUGCGCCCCGUCCCCGACCAGCUCCAGAUUACACAUCCCAUGGUGCUCGACAAUAUACCCUGGCCGCAAAUCCGAAUGAAUUUGGUUCGACACUGGGAUCUGUUCCGCGAUAUGCGCGACGACCUUUUUGGAUUGUUCUCGUGUUGUGUCAAGGUUCGGUGGCCCUGGGGUGAGAGCAUCCUCGAGCGAAACUCGAACAACGAGCUGUGUAUAAAGGAGAAAUUUUUCGAAACAUUUAUGAGUGAGGCGGGAUGGGGCCUUACGCCUGAGUUUAUGCAAAGAUAUCCUCAACUUCUUGCAGGAGUUGAUCUCGGGGCUAUCACUUAUGAACUCGUGGACAAAGAAUUCUAUCAGGGUGAAAAAUGAUUUGGUUCUCUAAUUACUUUUGAAAGAAAACUGGUCGCAAGUAUAUACAGGCCUAUGCUUAUUAUGUAUCC